Molecule: messenger RNA, 641 nt
Organism: Clarias gariepinus (North African catfish)
Lineage: Eukaryota; Metazoa; Chordata; Actinopteri; Siluriformes; Clariidae
Exons: 5
Coding region: 24-641 (205 amino acids)
Source: RefSeq, a predicted model, not a curated record
ACCAUUUCUUGUGCCAUGGGGAGAUGGACAAGGAUGUUGGUGUACUCGAAGUCACUGAUCAGGAUAUUAAAAAUCUGAUGACAGAGGUGGAAAAUGCAGAAGGUGGAGAAAGGCUGAUAGAUUUAUCAGAUGCGAUUGUGGCAUGUGGCUACACUGGGCCAAUAAAUGUUGACCAAAAAAAGGCCAUUACAGAUGCCAUCGCUUUGCAUGCACUGGUGAGGCUGAUCCCGAUCUUGAACCAGUUGCGUGAGGGAUUGAGGCUCUACGGAUUAGAUGAGGUGUUAGCACAGCACACCCAGAUGUGCCAGCAGCUCUUUGUCCCCGGCCACUUACAGGAAGUGAAUGUAGACUUCCUUCUGCUUGCGCUAUCUCCUGAUUUCAGUGAGCAAGGGUCUGUGAGACGGCAGCGAGAGAUGCAGAUCAUCAAUUUUCUGCAGGAUUUCUUGCAAAAGUUGGAAGACAGAGAAGCAGACAGCCAAGAAGAGGGCAGCCCUGAAGGUCAAAGUCAUGUGACAGCUGUGCACGGAACAAAUGGUGGGGGGAAAACGCCUGUCAGUCCGGAGCUUCCUUCAGUGGGUCACAGGUCAGGCACAUGUUCCACUGAUCGAAUCCAAGAGAGAGGCAUUCAAGAUAACUGUUAA